Molecule: messenger RNA, 2270 nt
Organism: Mangifera indica (mango)
Lineage: Eukaryota; Viridiplantae; Streptophyta; Magnoliopsida; Sapindales; Anacardiaceae
Product: cysteine-rich receptor-like protein kinase 10
Exons: 7
Coding region: 53-2038 (661 amino acids)
Biological process (GO): protein phosphorylation
Molecular function (GO): ATP binding; protein kinase activity
Source: RefSeq, a predicted model, not a curated record
GCGUUGUUCAGUUCACAAAGAAAAGCUAAGAGGCCAAGACCUGAGAAUCAAAAUGCCUUCCUCAAAAUUCUUCAUGUUCUUUCUUGUUCUCUAUCUUGUAAGUUUUGUUAUUGGUUUAUCAAGUGCAGCUGAUCCAACAUACCUUUACCACGAAUGCACAAACACAACAACAUUUUCUGGAAAUAGCACCUAUCAAUCCAAUCUCAAUUUUCUCCUCUCUUCCCUUGUCUCUAACGCCACUCGCAGCAAUGGAUUCUCCAAUGGUUUCUACAACACCACCGCAGGCCAAGAUCCUAACAAGGUCUACGCUCUCUUUCUUUGCCGUGGUGAUGAUACUCCCACCGCUUGUCGAGACUGUGUCAAUUUUUCUACCUCAGAUAUUCUUCGACGUUGCCCUACUCAAAAAGAAGCUAUAAUAUGGUACGAUCCGUGCCUUUUACGCUACUCAGACGCGAAUAUCUUUUCUACCAUGGCCACUAACCCCAGUAUUAUUCUGUACAAUACUAAUAAUAUUACACAAACCGGUUUUACCCAGCUAGUAGGGACUACAAUGAAGGAAACAGAAAAUCAGGCUGCUGAUUCACCUAAAAAAUAUUCGACAAGAACGGCAAAUUUUACAUCCUUUCAAACACUGUACUGCCUUGUACAGUGCACACCAGACCUGUCGAAUCUUGACUGUAGUAGUUGUCUUGAGCAAUCUUUUGCUAAUUUGCGGACUUCCCAGGCAGGAUCAAGAGUUUUGUUUCCAAGUUGUAAUAGCAGGUUCGAACUGUAUCCGUUUUAUAAUGAAAACGUGACUGCCGCACCGCCAACGACUCCUGUGCUCCCUUCUCAACCUCCUGCUCCUGGAGGAAAAGGCGGAAUUUCAUCUUCUAUAAUCAUAGCCAUCGUUGCUCCAAUUGUUGUAGCUGCAGUGCUUUUCAUAGCCGGCUAUUGGCUCCUAAUUAGGAGAGCAAGAAAGAAGAAGACUCCUUUACUGGAAGAUAUUGUUGAAAACGAUGACAUUUCAACUAUGGAAUUUGAUUUGGCGACAAUUGAAGCAGCCACAAACAAAUUCUCAACUGAAAACAAGUUGGGUGAAGGUGGAUUUGGUGAAGUUUAUAAGGGCAUACUUUCUAAUAGGCAAGCAAUAGCUGUAAAACGACUAUCGAGAGGUUCCGUGCAAGGUGCAGAAGAAUUUAAGAAUGAGGUUGUAUUGGUAGCAAAGCUUCAACACAGAAAUUUGGUUAGACUACUGGGAUUUUGCUUGGAGGGAGAAGAAAAGCUUCUUAUCUAUGAAUUUGUGACAAACAAAAGCCUCGACUGUUUUCUAUAUGACCCUGAAAGGCAAGCAGAAUUGGAUUGGUCAAGACGUUACAAGAUUAUUGGAGGCAUUGCUCGAGGAAUGCUUUAUCUUCAUGAGGAUUCUCGAUUGAGAAUUAUUCAUCGUGAUUUAAAGGCUAGUAAUAUAUUGUUAGAUGGAGAUUUAAACCCCAAAAUUUCUGAUUUUGGCAUGGCAAGGAUAGUUGGAGUUGAUCAAACUCAAGCGAAUACAAACAGAAUUGUUGGGACAUAUGGUUACAUGUCUCCAGAAUAUGCUAUGCAUGGACAAUUCUCGGUGAAAUCAGAUGUGUAUAGUUUUGGUGUCUUAGUACUGGAGAUCAUUACUGGGAAGAGGAACAACAAUUUCUAUCAAACAGACGGUGCUGAGGAUCUCGUGAGCUAUGUUUGGAAACAUUGGGUGGAUGGGACACCAUUGCAAUUGUUGGAUUCAACUUUGACAGAUUCUUACUCUAGAAAUGAAGUGAUUAGAUGCAUCCAUAUGGGGUUGUUAUGUGUCCAGGAAGAUCCAGCUGCUAGACCCACAAUGGCAACAAUGGUUCUCAUGCUUAAUAGUUAUUCUGUUACUCUUCCAGCACCUGAACGACCAGCAUUUUUCUUUGGUAGUAGAAGGGAGGCUACCACGGCUACAAAGGAAUUGAACUUUGAUCAAUCUAAAAGCAACUCGGUGCCAUGGUCUGUUGAUGAUGCAUCAAUUACUGAAGUAUAUCCUCGAUAAUAGGGUGUUUUAGAAUUCACUUGUUCAAUAAAAGAAGGCAAAAAUGCAUGUCUCUAUGUUGUAAUUUAGUGAACUGAAGGAUCCUUAAUUUCCAAUAGUGAUUGGACAAAUGUAGCCUGAAAGCGAGGAGAUGUGCUCAGUAUUUUCAUGUUGAAGUAAAAACGUUUCGUUAUGUGGUAUCACCAGCUUUAAUGGUAUACUCUAUAUUAUAAAACAGGGUUUACUGAGGAAA